GGGAGCAAGGCGGGGCCUAGGCACUAGGCGGCGGCGGCUGGCUUGGGGCUCCUUAGAUGCGCCACGGCUUCAGUAGCGACCGCUGCUAUUGUCGGGCCUGAACCUCGCCAGCCCCUCCCCCAGGAGACUGUUGCGGUCGGCCACCCCCUGCUCCUUGGUAACCAUGUGUGACCGAAAGGCCGUGAUCAAAAAUGCCGAUAUGUCGGAGGAGAUGCAACAGGACUCUGUGGAGUGUGCUACUCAGGCAUUGGAGAAGUAUAAUAUAGAGAAGGACAUUGCGGCCCAUAUCAAGAAGGAGUUUGACAAGAAGUACAACCCUACCUGGCAUUGCAUUGUUGGGAGGAACUUCGGUAGUUACGUGACACAUGAAACCAAACACUUCAUCUACUUCUACCUGGGCCAAGUGGCCAUUCUUCUGUUCAAAUCUGGUUAAAAGCAUGGACUGUGCGACACACCCAGUGAUCCAUCCAAAACCAAGGACUGCAGCCUAAAUUCCAAAUACCAGAGACUGAAAUCUUCAGCCUUGCCUAAGGGAACACCUCAAUCUUUGAACCUUUAUUGUGUUGUUUUGUACAGGGCCUUCUCUGUACUAAUUUGUUGUGGUUAUAAACCAAUUAGCAAAACAGCUUACAUUUGUAUUUAUUUUUAUUGCAUACCUCUCUGCCCCAUGUUUUUCUCUUCAAAAUCCAUUCCUUUAAAGAAAAAAUAAAUCUGUUGGAGAAGUAUGUGUUAAUUACGAUUUGUUCAAAUAAUCUAGGGUUGAAGAUGGCAUACCAUUUGAUCUUGAGUAGGUUGGUGGGGGUGAGUCCUUGAAGUUUCUGCGGGAUAUAAUAGUCUAGCUUGUUCAAUACUCUUUUGAGUUCCAUUCUUGUCCAUCCUGCAACUGUUGUGCAUGGGAGAAUAAUACUCAGAAGUGCAUGUUGAGAAAUGCAUGGCAGAGAAACUACUGGAUUAAAUUUAACUCCUAAUCUGAUACUUUCCUUAAGUGCUCAUUUUGUUAAAAGAUGUUGCUCUGUAGUGUCCUAGGCCUUAGGCCUCAAGUGAUGAAUGUAUAGUAGAGCUCCUUUAAGCGUUCUAUGGCUGUAAAAUGGAAAUAAGCUGGUAAGAAAGUAGGACUAAUGAGAAAUUCGUUAGGCUCUAGACGGCUUCCCCUCCCUUGCCUUGGCCAAAGUAUACUCUAAAGAUUAAAGGUGGUCUUAAAAGAGAAAAAGCUUUUGAGCAGCAGCCCUCCAUGUGAUUCUAAUAAAGUCUUUGCAGGAAUUUAAA
Messenger RNA from Camelus dromedarius (Arabian camel), 1266 nucleotides. RefSeq names its product dynein light chain LC8-type 1 (gene DYNLL1). Gene Ontology annotation, biological process: motile cilium assembly; intraciliary retrograde transport. Gene Ontology annotation, cellular component: cytoplasmic dynein complex. The record is from RefSeq and is a predicted model, not a curated record. The coding region runs from base 164 to 433 and encodes 89 amino acids. NCBI's taxonomy places the organism in Eukaryota, Metazoa, Chordata, Mammalia, Artiodactyla, Camelidae. Gene Ontology annotation, molecular function: dynein intermediate chain binding. The transcript has 3 exons.